Messenger RNA from Penaeus monodon (black tiger shrimp), 1544 nucleotides. RefSeq names its product pentatricopeptide repeat-containing protein 1, mitochondrial-like. Lineage: Eukaryota; Metazoa; Arthropoda; Malacostraca; Decapoda; Penaeidae. The record is from RefSeq and is a predicted model, not a curated record. Gene Ontology annotation, molecular function: protein binding.
AUGUCCUCAUUGGUGCAUGUUGGUCGAGCAGGUUACACAAAAAGGCUUUCCAGUUGUACAAUCAGAAAUAUGAAAAAAAGGGGCCUGACCCCAAAACAUGUAGUAUUCACCAGUCUUUACAAUGCCUGUGCUAACUCACCCUGGCCACUCACUGACGGUCUACAGAGAGCAACCAAGCUACGCGAACAACUAAUUGAGAAAGGUGUUACUUUGAAUAGUACAACUUCACAUGCCAUGAUAAAAGCAUUUGGUAGGUGUGGGGAUAUCAACACAGCUUUCCAAAUUGUAGAUGAGAUGGUAGAUAAAGGAUUAUUAAUUACAACAGAAAGCCUGAAUUUCUUGUUACAAGCAUGUAUUACACAUCAAGAGGCUGGCUUUAGACAUGCUCUUUUAGUAUGGAGAAAGAUGCGCGAGUUGAAACUGUCUCCAGAUAUAUACUCCUACAACUUAUUGGUUCGGUGUAUCAAGGAAUGCCAAGCAGGAGAUCCACAGCUGACUUCUCAACUCAUCCAGGAAACUCCCUCUCCAUCUAUGGCUGUGAGAAGAAAUCAAAAGCCCAAAAUCAGUGGAGAACACACUGAAAAGGUUCUGCACAUAGAAAGUAAAAAGGAGCCAUCAGAAAGUGAAAGCAAGGCAUACAUAGAAGCUGAUAGAUAUGUUAAAAGUGGAGAAAAUAACAUCAACCUCAUAGAGCCUGAGUAUACUGUCAUUGAAGUAAAAAGAAAAAUGGAAAAUGCUCAAGGUGAUCAGCAAGUCUUACCAGAUCUCUUGGGGAGAAAAAUGACUGUUGGUAAUGUUAUUGGUUUAAGAUCUCUACAACAACCAGAGGAUAGGCUGGCUCUGGUUGGAGGACCAGUUGGCAUCUUUAAACACAUGGCAAAAGAUAAUGUGAAACCUGACAUCAGAACAGUGACACAAAUGUUGGAAUCUUUACCUGCAGAUACUCAGGCAGAAGAGGCUUUAUUGAAUUCAAUGAAGAAUAUUGGAAUUGUACCUGAUAGCCAGUUUUGCAACAUGCUUAUCCGCAGGAGAAGUUUUCGCAGAGAUACCAGUGCAGCUAAAGAAGUAUUAGACUUCAUGCAGGAACAUCACCUUGUGCCAGAUCUCAUAACCUUUGGCUGCCUGGCCUUAAGUUGUCACCGCUUGCAUGAUGCAAAAAAUUUUCUGAAGGACAUGGACUCUUUGGGCUUCAGGCCAAAUCUGGAGAUAAUGACAUCUCUGCUGAAAAAUAGUUUAGUAAAGACAGACUACAAAUUUUACUUGGAGAUGCUUUUUGAGAUGAGAGACAGAAACAUUGCCCCAGAUGAAGUCUUUCAGCAUCCUGAGAAGGCUCGAAAGAGAGCGCGUGAUAUAAUCUUAAAAUCAGAGGAAAAUGGUGAUAACUUCGAACAGAAGAAUAAGUUGAAGGGAAUGAGGCUUUUCUUGCUAGUUAAAACUGGCGGGAAAGCAUCAAGUAUGCAACUCCCAGACCACCCUUGGGCACAGUACAGAGCAGCAUCAACAAAUCAGAGAUGAUCUUAUUGUUUCGUAGUAGUGUCUUAAUA